Messenger RNA from Aphis gossypii (cotton aphid), 2948 nucleotides. It is a transcript of the gene Aduk, whose product is annotated as serine/threonine-protein kinase ULK3. NCBI's taxonomy places the organism in Eukaryota, Metazoa, Arthropoda, Insecta, Hemiptera, Aphididae. The coding region runs from base 483 to 1994 and encodes 503 amino acids. Gene Ontology annotation, cellular component: cytoplasm; autophagosome. The record is from RefSeq and is a predicted model, not a curated record. The transcript is spliced from 6 exons. Gene Ontology annotation, molecular function: protein serine/threonine kinase activity; ATP binding. Gene Ontology annotation, biological process: autophagosome organization; protein autophosphorylation; autophagy.
CAAUUAUAAUGUGAAAUGUGAAAUGUGGAAUCUAGAAACUAUAGAAACUACUAACUAGAAAGGAAGUCGUAACUCGUAACUCGUUAACUCGUUACUCGUUUACUCGACGGCCGUCUCGAAUAUUUACGUGCCAGCCGGUAGUUUGAUGACUGCACUGGCCACUCGGAAAUCGCAAUAUUAUUACGAGAUGACAGUGAUUUAAUCUAAAUAAUGAACAUACCUACCUAGUAAAGAUGUUGAUUAUGAUUUAGUUGUUCUGAACAGUGAAUACUCGUUAUGAAUUUAUGAUGAACAUUUUAAGACUUAAAAUGCUGUGACAUUGAAUUUCGUUAAAAAUAAAUAAAUAUUAUGUAAGCCCUUUGUGUUCGAUUGUUUUAAUUAUUAAGUUUAUGUGACGAUUAAUUGCGAUCAAUGUUAAUAUUAGUGAUCUUGAUGUUUUUGUGAACAACGUUUUAUGUCUGCAAAAAGAUAAUUGAUGUACAAUGUCUGCCUUUCCACAAGUCGAGGGUUAUCAGAUAAUUAAAAAUAUUGGAAAAGGAAGCACGUCAACUGUGUAUCUAGCUCAUGUCAAGGAGAAAACCAAAAAUAUGGUUGCGAUAAAAGUUAUAGAACGCAGUAAAAUGUCCAAGAAAGCAGAGGAUGCUGUAGUAACUGAAAUAGGAGUAAUGAAAAAAUUUAAACAUAAACAUAUUGUUCAAAUGAUUGAUUUUAUAUGGGAUCGUAAAAAUAUUUAUAUUAUACUGGAGCAUUGUGAUGGUGGUGAUUUGUCAACAUUUAUUAAACAGCGUAAAAAACUAUCUGAAAAAAUAUGUCGUAAAUUUAUGCAACAAUUAGCCUUAGCUCUGCAGUUCUUAAGAUCUCAUAAUGUUUCUCAUCUUGAUCUCAAACCACAAAAUUUACUCCUAAUGAGGUCACCACAACUAACUUUAAAGGUCGGAGAUUUUGGCUUAGCUAAUUUUAUGAAUGAAAAAACUCAAAUGGAAAAUAUUCGUGGUUCACCUCUAUAUAUGGCUCCUGAAAUGUUACUACACAAUCGAUAUGAUGUUAAAGCAGAUCUUUGGUCAGUUGGAGUGAUUGCCUAUGAAUGUAUGUUUGGACGUGCUCCUUACGCUUCAGAUUCUAUAAAAGACUUAUGUGAGAAGGUUAAAAAAGUUUUACCAAUAGAAAUACCACCUAAUCAAGUCAGUCCAGAAUGUAAAGAUUUAUUAUUGGGUUUACUAAAACAUAAUCCAUCUGAGCGAAUGAGUUAUCACCAGUUUUUUAAGCAUCCAUUUGUAGAUUUAGAUCAUAUGCCUACUACUGAAUCAUAUGCAAAAGGCCUUGAAGCUAUUCACCAGGCAGUACAACUAGAUUCUGAAAAAAAAUAUAAAGCUGCAUUUAGUAAAUAUUGCACAGGUCUACAGUAUUUGAUUCCUUGUUCACAAAAUGAACCUGAUAAAAUUAAAAAAGAAGCAUUUCAAAUAAAACUGAAUGAAUAUAUUAAACGCGCAGAAGAAUUGAAAGCCACUUUAUAUGUUUCAAAGAUCAAAAUUAGUAGCGAAGAAAAAGCAGAUAACUCAUCUACAUCUUAUGAUGACGAACGUUAUCCAACAUUAACAUCAUUAUGUCAAAACACACCUCAACUAGCAAAUGCUGUAGAAAUUGCACUAUCGGGUCAAAUGUAUCUUGUUGAAGGACAAUAUGAAGCAGCCUUAGAGAAGUAUAAAAUUGGUUUGAAUUUAUUGGAAAAGCUUUUAGAAAAAGAACCCCCCGGUAUCCGAUAUAAUUUACUUGUCAAACAGGUUACUGAUUGGACAAGCCAGUGUGAAAAUGCUAGAUCAUUAUUACAGUCCAAGGAUCAAAAAGUCAAUGAUCAGUCCAUUGAUGUUCCUGAUGGAUUUUCCCCAAUAUCCAAAGGUAAAACAGAUAAGAAGUCUCCAAAAUUGUUCCGAGUAGUUAGCAGACUAGUUCUGAGAACAAAUAAUAGAAGUAGCUUAUCCCCUGAAAAAAAAUAGAACUUUUCUAAUAAUUAGAAAAAAAACUAAUAUUAUUAUUAUAUUAGUGUUUUAAACUAUUAUAGUAUUAUGUAGUUUCUUUUGUAUAAUGAUGUUUUAAACUAUAUUUUCAGGUAAUUGCCUGUUAAUGAGUUGCGCAUGUUUGAUUUUAAGUGUUGGCAUUGUGUAUAAUAUGUCAAAUUAUUUUAAUUAAUAUCUGUGAAUUAAGAGGGUACAACAGUAAAAAAAUUAAGAGGUUAUUAUUUCAAAACGUAAAGUGGCAUGAAAAUUGAAAUAAAAUAUUCUCCAAAGUUAAAAGAAGUGUUUAGUAGUUUCCAUAACAGUAUAAACCUUUGAUUGCUGCAUUAUUAUAAUUUUUUUUCAAUGUGUUUUAGUUUUUAAAUAUUUUUCAUUGAUAGCAUCUGUGAUUUCUGGAUUAUUUUUGUCCUUUUUCUCAAUUCUAAAACCCAUACGUCACUAACAUUUAAAAUAUUAUGUUUUAUAAAAAGAGUAACUGUUGAAUUUAAGCUUGGUGCCUUGUUAAAAUCCCUGUAUUGCUUAUUAUAAACUUUUAAAUUUCAAAAAAAAUUUUACACAAAAGCUUCAUGUUUCUGACAAAUUAAUGAUUAAUAUUAUACAGAGAUAUGUAACUAGUUGUGGUAUUAAAAAUAUCAUUGGUUAUAUAAUAUAAUCAAUAAUAUUAUAUAUCGCAGCUAGAAAAAGUUACUGUUGCAUUCCCUUAAUCUUAGGAUCUGUUUAAUGAUUUUAUGUUUCUAUCAAGAAGACUGAAAAUCUUAUUAAUUUGUUAAAAUAUGAUUAAUUAAUGUAAAAGUUAUUUAAUAUUUUACAAAUAUGUUCAAUGUACUAUUAGUUUUAAGAAUGUUGUUACGUUUUGUAAUUACUAAUUUGUUAUAAUUAUUAUAUUUUAUUUAAUUGUAUGUGAUUGGUUAAAAAAUAAAAUACAUAUUUUGUUUC